AUGAGGGUCAUUGAUGAAAAGCCUAUUCCGGCGAUGGCGAUCACAGUCUGCCCAAUGCCGCCUUGGAGCAUUGCCAAAAUGGUUCAAGCUGGGCUGGACACUUCAUGCGGCACGCUGUAUGCAUGUAGCCACACCACUCUCUAUACUCUGCAAGGAUACAUUCAGCCCUCUCAGCCGUUCAUUUGGAAUGAAGUGAAAGCUGAUGUCGAAGAGUUUAUCGAAAAAGUUUCCUGGGCAGGAAAAGUCGCCCACAAGGCUCAAUGGGUAGGAAACAGUCUAGCAUCAAUGCCAUGUUACUCUUGGCUUCCAGAAAAGGAGUUUCACAAUACAGAAGUAGACAUUGCCAGGCUGAACUUCACGGAAAAGUUCGUUCGUGAUUGUCGUAAUUACAAGUUCCUAAGCUGUGAGGACUUUCAACUGGACUGUGGUAUGAAUUGCACAGUGAGACUACAACAGUACCAGAGAGAUGCUGGAGAUCAGAGAUUCUUCAUCAUGGUACAUGCUUCGGAUGAGAAGCCAUUGCCUGGGAUGCUUCAACCUGCUAUAUCUACUUCUUAUAGAAACAAGCUAACACUUUAUGUGGAUUACGAAGACACGAUGCUUCAAAAUACACCGAAGAAGCCUUGUACGUCUCCUUUGUCUCAUUCUAAGUGCUUUCUUAGUUGCUAUCUCCAGAAUUCCGUGACCACUGCAAACUGCAGCAUCGACUUGAAAGCUGAUAAGGUCAUUUGCCCUGACUUGAAUGCAUGGAGAUUGUUACGUGCCAAAGAGAUAGAGGCGCUCAAUGGUAAUCUGAAUUGGUGGCAGAGUUGCAGUCACUGCGACCGGCCAUGUCAGGUGAAAGUUUAUUACGUUUCUGCGGCUGAGGAAAAUGGCGAUUCUCACAUUAACGUGAGGAUGGCAGCGAUGAGGCACAAGCACACAGCGGAAACAAGAGCCUAUACUCUGCCCAACUUCUUGGCCGAUGUAGGAGGGGGAUUUGGUCUGUGGCUGGGCACGUGCGGCUUAUCUAUAACUAUGGCUGCGCUUAAUCUCUUCUGCAGAUACUUAAGACUGCAAAAUCUCGGUUGCUCGGAACAACAAGGGAAGAAGGUCACUGGAGCUGCACUUAAGACAGAGGUCUUAGGUAAGAAAUCAGGGGAUCAGACACAUUUACCAGCACGCCCAGAAACCACAGGCAAAUGUACUAGAUCAUGUAAAGCAAAAUUUCAUAGCUUUAUUUUAGGGCUCUAUCUGUUGUCAGCAAGGAAAUGGACUUCAGUCAUCCUUAAUAUAAUCUUUUGGAUUUGUUUCGUCAUCCAUGCUUAUAGCACAGCCUCUUCUUACUUCAGUUACCCGACAUCAACCAAAAUCUCUUUGCAAAGAAACCCAGAAGAUAAUCCACGCAUAACUGUGUGCAGUAAAAUUCCAUAUUCCCUUUCAAGUAUGGUAGAACUAGGUUUCAACUAUUCAGAAUCAGCUUGUAAAAGGCUGGCAGUGGGAAAGAAUGCCUCAUUAGCACUUAUCUGUGAAAUUGACAAGGUAAUAGACCCAUGGAUUAAAGAAUUUGAUGGCCAGUCACCAGAGACUAUUCUCAGUGAUAUCUGGAACGAGACUAAACUCCCUCUCUCCCUUCUGAUAAAUGAUGAAGACUCACAAUUAAGGGAUAACACCUGGAAACCUUUGAUGACUGACCAAAACGUUUGUUAUCAGUCAACUGAUAUGAUCGCAAGUACGUUAUUGGAAUUUCAGAUUGAGAGUCAGUACAAAAACAUGAAUUGUUCUUACUUGUCUCCAGAUAUGACCUGCAUGUGGGUGAGUUAUCAUGGCACAAAGAUGAGUGCGUCACUAAUGGUUACUUCAACCGACUACAACCCCAUUCUAAUAUUGCCUGAUAGUCCAGAUUUGUGGGCUAUCGAUCCUGGCAAGAAUUGCUACCGCCAUCUUCCAUGUCUGGAAGGUCUCGACAUCGAAUACACUUUUCGCCACUUACUGGACACUCCAGUGGAUCCUUGUUCAUCAGAUCCGGAGUAUAAUCAAAUGGACUGCAUAUAUACCUGCAUGUUGACACAGCUAGCUCGGGAGGAAGGUUGUGUCCCUCCUUACCUCCAAGACAAUUCUUUACCAGAGUGCACCAUACAGGACUUUCGUGAAGGAAAAAUGGCCUUUGAACUUCAAGCCAUGACUGAGGCGAGGGAUAUUUGUCGAGAAAAGUGUCCCACUCAGUGUAAAAGAUCGUUCAUGUCAGUUACACCCUACUUUGUUACGUCAGGGAAACAGGGAAGUAUCACGGUUCGCCAUGACGUGUCACUCCACAAGCGUACGGAGGAAGAACUUGUGUGGCCUUUGAACAGAGCCAUCUGCGAGAUUGGGGGCGCCAUGGGACUCUACUUGGGUCUGUCUUUCACGUCUGUCUUACAGUCCGUGACUAUCCUGGUCAUGACUUUAGCCUCAAUGGCGCUUUCAUUUGGAAGACGAAUUUCGAAGACAACGCGAGCUAAGGAUGGAAUGGCACCUAAACAGAGAGGUGGUGAUUUUUAUAAUCCAAAACCACCACCGAUAAACGUCAUGGUUCCUGAAAAAGCAAUGUAUAUUCCUCCAAAAACAAUUUUCUCCAAGGACGAAGAAGUCUCCAGCUUUCCUUUCAGCGAAAAGGGCGCAUACACUCUUAAUGAUAAAGUUAAACAAAUUAACACUCGACCAAACCUUGAUCAACGCGUCAUUCCGUCAGCUUGGCUUGCGAAUGAGAUGUCUUCAACCCAGAAAACCUCAUUUGCUGCCAGUGAAAAUGGAAAAUGGUGUCGAGAUCACUUUUGGUGGAUGAUGGCAGCCAUCCCUUGCGCUGUCAUAUUCUUUCCAUUAGCAAUUAAUCAGUACCAGGCUUAUUCUGCAUUUCCUGUCUUCACUAGCUACGAAACUCGUUAUUUGGAGGACGUGAUAUUUCCGAGUGUGACCUUCUGCCUGUGGCCGCCCUUCCAUCCGCAUCGUCUGGCUUCGGCAGGAGUGUUCUACAAUUUCUCUCACCACUGCACCAAAUUCUAUGAUUCAGAAGCCACUUUCAAAUACAACUGUGACUGGGAGGCUGUAUUUAAUGAAUUAUUGAAUGAUCUGCCUGGGAACUGGACAGGGGAUCUGCAGACUCUCUGGAAGAAUGUCGCCUGGAAGAAAUCAGAUCUGUUUCGGUCCUUAAACUUCGCCUGGGAGACGUUCGACAUUGCCGAUAGCUCUUAUGACGCGACGGAAAACCAGGAGCAGAAUCCACUGAGAACUGUCGUCACAUCACUGAAUCGUUGCUUCACUUUUACUCCACCUCGGCCUAAAGUGACUCCACAUACAGAGCUCGUCUUGAAGCUUACUUUGGGUACAAUGACUUGCGAGCCUACUAACCUGAAGGCUCAAAUUAUGAAAAGGGUAAGAUGUUACGACCCGACCUAUUACUGGCCCAUGGACGAAAUGUUCGAUCCCAAGUGGGUGGAGGAAUGUUGGUCCUGCUACAUUUAUGAAUUCAAGCUGAAUAUCUUUGUACAUCCACCAAAUCAGAUGCCUCUGUUGGCCGAGGAUGGUAGUUAUCAUCAGGUUGCUCUCACCUCCAAUACCUUCGGAGUUAGGCUGGAAGUGUCUCUAGAUGCCUUCGACCGACUGAGCACUCCGUCUUCGCCCUGCGUCGAUGCCAGAAACAUUCCAGGAGGGACAAGGGAGGACUAUGCUACAUUCCCUAAAUACUUUGCGUCUCCUGGAGAGAUUCUACAGGAUCCUUUGGAAGCUAGAAGACGAUGUGAAGAAUCCUGUCCCGAGUCCUGCACUUUACUGCACUAUUCAACCAACCAGGGCAGCGCCAAGCUCACUGAAGUUAGUAUCGCAUUCCAGAAGCCAAUGUUCACUCAGCUCAUUGUAGAUAUGAGUUUGGCAGCCAAUAAACAUUAUUCCCAGAGAUUCAGAGAAACAAGCAUCCCUAGCGGUGUAACGGAACUUGGGAUCUUUAGAGCUUCACGUCCCCAAAUAUAUCUAAAAGAAGCAAAUGCUGAUAUAAAGAAAUAUUUCUAA
Macrobrachium nipponense is the source of this 4023-nucleotide messenger RNA. RefSeq lists its product as uncharacterized. The record is from RefSeq and is a predicted model, not a curated record. Bases 1 to 4023 code for a protein of 1340 amino acids. Gene Ontology annotation, cellular component: plasma membrane. Gene Ontology annotation, biological process: sodium ion transmembrane transport. The transcript has 13 exons. NCBI's taxonomy places the organism in Eukaryota, Metazoa, Arthropoda, Malacostraca, Decapoda, Palaemonidae. Gene Ontology annotation, molecular function: ligand-gated sodium channel activity.